Molecule: messenger RNA, 1376 nt
Organism: Babesia bovis T2Bo
Lineage: Eukaryota; Apicomplexa; Aconoidasida; Piroplasmida; Babesiidae
Exons: 3
Coding region: 38-1348 (436 amino acids)
Source: RefSeq, a predicted model, not a curated record
GAAUAUGCCUAUGUUCGCCAUGUCUUAAUUAGACAUAAUGGUACGCCACUCCGUAUACUCUUUGGCAUACCUAAAUGGAUAUCCUCCGUGGAACACGGCAAAACCAAGAUCAACGUCUACUAUGUGGACACCGAAUAUAGGAAUAGAUUCGUUCUUGCCGGUUAGAUAUUCUAGAUUAGAUCUAAUAGGAUUACAAUUAAACAGCUCAGAUGAUACACCCAUUCCCAUGGAGGUGAAUUCCACUGAACGGCAUUAUACGGAGACUUAUGCAUCUUAUAUUAGAAAUUUUAGAUGUAAAUCUAUAGCAUCUCCAGACUCAGUUUUUAGGGAACCGCUUCCAGGAGAAGAAAUCACACUACCUAACCCGUCUAGAGCUACCGGUGAAUACCUAUUGGAUAGGGGCCUCAUUGCUAAAAUCGCUGAACUGAGGACUUUUAUUGAAGAAAUAGAAAUAAGCCGGGGUAAGCAUUCAACAUUGAAGCUAAUGGAACGAGAGAUGAAUAAGGAUAAUGCCGAGAUACUCUGUCUAAGUGAGGAAGAAGCAAAUAAAAUGGAAGGACUCGUUGACGCUCGCGACGUAAAAAUGGAAGAAGAACCAUUACCUCCAAUUGAAAUUAAUGAUAAAACUCUGGAACCUAUCAACGAACACUUAUUUGAGGAGAAUAUGCUGGAGGAGGUAUUAGGAAAAGCUAUCAGCGUGUACCGAAAAGACAGAGACCAAGUAGCCAUAACGAGGCUACAGGAUAUCGCUGAGGAAAUGGCUCCAUUCGUGGAAAAAUUCCGAAAAUCACGUGCAGAAAAUAUAAUUGUACGUCUUAUUGACAGUUACUUGUACGAAAAAGAGGACUUCAACACCUUACUUGAGGAGCUCUACGACAAGAAACAGCUUAAUAAGUAUUUAAUUCAACGAUUUGACGAACUGAUCAAAUUAACGUCACAAAAGUUUAGGAUCAGUGACAAGCACCCAGCCAUAUCGGAAAACUUCCUUCGUAUACUUAAAGAUAGGGUAGCUGCACAAAUGCUAACAUCAGCCAGAGGCACUGCUAAGUGGGUCAGGAUACUUGCGGAAUGUUUCAAGUAUACCACCUGCGUGGAAUACGAGGAGGUGCUGCGGAAAAAUCUACGCAAAAUCGAAGACAUAGAAGAUUUCAGAAACUGGCUUCUAGAUGGUAUCGCAUAUUGCCGUGACGAGGGCAAACUGGAAGAUCGCAUAGAGGCUAUGGAGUCAAUAGAAUCCAUAGCAGUGUCACUACAUCCAGUGUGGACACCCGUGGAUGAUCACAUUGAAACCGAAGAUACACCCUACGACCAUCCUUUAAUGAUCGACGAAUCAUUGGCUGAGUUGUGAACCGAUGCGCCGUCUAUCGUGUUAACAC